GUUUGGUGAGGCACCAGAACUAUUUGGCAGAAAAGGCUUUGUACAAUCACAGCUCCCAGAUCACACAGCAUUGAACCCUGGCAGUGAUGUCAAACUGUAUUAGAUGGAGUGCAAAUGGUCUCCAAAGCUCACACCCUGUUGUUUAGGCUGCUGUUUCUUUCGCUCAGCUGUUGCUUUUGUUGAAAAGCUGGGGCGGGGAAGGAAUUUGCCCCGGAAUGAAAUGGGAAAGCAAAACCAAAAAUAAAGUCUGCCUUUCCCUCCCGCCUUCGUCUGAUCUGAAUCCACACCAGAAGCGGUUUCAUCUCCAGGAAAGGGAUGGCAUCCGAACAAACGGUGCCCUGCCAAACUGGAGGUCCAGGAAUGUCAGAUAACAUCUUUCACAUCCUUCGAAUUGGAAAAGCUCUCCUCAUCGGGUUCAUAAGACAGCUUUGGCAGCAAUAUAGAGCUUCCAAUCCCCAGGUGCCCCCCUUGGAGGAAACAACCAGGGAGGACUUGUCAGUGGAAGGAGCAGAGGCCUCCCCAGAUGCUGCUGCAGUCACGUCUCUGCAAGAUUGCAUGUUCCGUAUAUGGCAGGAACUCAGCAGUAAUCGUGAUUUGACCAGCAUGGUAGAAAGUGCCACUGGUAAAAACCCUCUGGAAGUCCUGGCUGAUGUGUCUGAACACCUGUUUGCUGACGGGAUCAACUGGGGUCGGAUUGUUGUCUUUUUCUACUUUGCCUUCCAAGUUAUUGCCCAGUAUACGCCAAGCUGGUUCCAUGAUGUGGUGAGUUGGGCCAUGACCUUCCUACAGAACCACCUGGCUAACUGGAUCCAACAGCAAGGAGGCUGGGAGGGCCUCCUGUCCUACUUCGGCACCCCAACUUGGCAAACCAUUGCUGUAUUUGCGGCUGGCGUCUUGACUGCUUCGCUGACCUUCUGGAAAAUGUCUUAAUGUUCAGCCCCCUUCAGCGGGGGUGCAUUUCUGUUCUGUGGGAACUAAUGGGGGCAGGUUCCCCCGGCUUUCCAAUUCAAGGAUUAAUAUGUACUAAGAUUUUUCUUUCAGUUGUGGGUUGGGGAGAUUUUUUAAGCAAACAAACACAUUCUGAUGCUCUUUGGUGCUUUUUAACAGCAAGAAAGCUUGCUCCCUUUUUUUCCCUUCUUGGAUAUCCCUUCUUGGCUUCAUAUAGCUUCAGAGGCAAGAAGUCAGAAGGCCAUGGAGCUUGUAAUGGCUUUGGGAAAACAAGACAAAGUAUGUGAGAAGGUUGUUCUUGUUUGCUGGAAAAUCACUUCGCAUUGCUGGACUUGUAUGUGGUUCUCGGCAAUAUGCCAUGCUGGCAUGCUUAAGUCACCAUAAAUCAGACACAACAACUAUCCUGGAUUUCCAUUGAAUUAAUACAUCUUUACAUUUUCUCCUUAA
Messenger RNA from Anolis carolinensis (green anole), 1395 nucleotides. Its product is annotated as apoptosis regulator BAX. The transcript has 6 exons. Gene Ontology annotation, molecular function: protein heterodimerization activity; channel activity; protein homodimerization activity. NCBI's taxonomy places the organism in Eukaryota, Metazoa, Chordata, Lepidosauria, Squamata, Anolidae. The coding region runs from base 316 to 930 and encodes 204 amino acids. Gene Ontology annotation, biological process: mitochondrial fusion; intrinsic apoptotic signaling pathway in response to DNA damage; release of cytochrome c from mitochondria. The record is from RefSeq and is a predicted model, not a curated record. Gene Ontology annotation, cellular component: mitochondrial outer membrane.